AUGAGUGAUGGCUCUUUUAUUCGCACGUUAAAUUGCUCAAGCAAUAAUACCGGUGUAAAAUUUGCAUUACUUCCAAACGAUUAUAUAGUUGGUCAAUGUGGAAAUAAUAUGUUCAACGUUUGGAAUUCAUCUGAUGGAAAACUUGUAAUCAACUUCAAUAUAAGCAAUACUUAUCAUAUUGUACCACUGAUAGUAUUAAGUAAUGGUUACAUAGCAAGUGGCACUUGGUUUGCCCAGAUUCAGAUAUUAAAUCCAAUGACUGGUUCAUUAAUAACUAAAUCAUCAGUGAGUGUUACUUCUCUCGCUUUGAUACAAUUAACUAAUGGCAACAUAGCCAAUGCUGAUUGGGAUUAUACAAUAAAAAUAUUUAAUACAACUACUGGCGAUCUUGUUUUUAAUUUAGUUGGUCAUACAGGUCCUGUAAAUUGCUUUGAAUUAUUAAGUAAUGGAUAUCUAGCAAGCGCAUCUAGUUAUGGAGAUGCCUAUUCCGGUUAUUUUAAUGGUGAUAAAAGAAUAUUAAUAUGGAAUCCAAAUAAUGGGUCACUUGUUCAAACAUUAACAGAACAUACGGGUUUUGUAAUGUGUUUGAAACUAUUAAACAAUGGUUAUUUGGCUAGUGGCGCUCAUGAUAACACAAUAAAGAUAUGGAAUCCAAAUAAUGGCUCUGUAAUACGUACGCUAACAGGACAUACUGGUUAUAUUUUCGAACUUUUAUUACUAAGAAAUGGUAAUUUAGUGAGUGGUUCUAGUGAUAAAACAAUAAAAGUAUGGAAUAUAACCACUGGCAGUCUUCUUUACACAGUACAAGGAAAUACAUACAGUGCAUCUCCCGCGAAUACAUACAAUUAUCAAUUAUUAAUUUAA
Messenger RNA from Rotaria sp. Silwood2, 864 nucleotides. NCBI's taxonomy places the organism in Eukaryota, Metazoa, Rotifera, Eurotatoria, Philodinida, Philodinidae. The record is from the annotation of a GenBank genome assembly.